Messenger RNA from Cinara cedri, 948 nucleotides. NCBI's taxonomy places the organism in Eukaryota, Metazoa, Arthropoda, Insecta, Hemiptera, Aphididae. The record is from the annotation of a GenBank genome assembly.
ACAAUGGUUGUGUGUUUAUGCGUCGUUGUGUCUGCUGUGAGUUGCUACAUAUAAUACUACAUAGUGACAUAGUACAUAUUAUUAAUUACGCUACACGUAAAUAUGGAUACUUGGUUUCGAACUGGAUCCUGUCGUAAGACGAAGCUGUCAAAUGAUGAAGGAACUACUAGUAGUGGAACUACUAGUAGUGAGAUUGUCGAUGUGUCAAGUUUGAAUAUAACAAAGAAAACUAAAAUAUAUUUUCGUAAGUAUGACCCUGACUUUUUAAAAUAGCCCAAACAUAAAAAACCAUGACUCCUCCUCGGAUACGGCGUCACACUGAUUUGUUUCUAAACGCUAUCCAACGAAUGUAUGAAAUUUUCAAAACUUGAAAGGCAUCUAUCAACUAAACAUCCUGAAUAUGUAGGAAAAUCUCUCGAUUUUUUUCAAAUCAAGAAAAAAAAUCUUUCUAUGACUAAAUCAGUCAUGGAAAAAUCUUCAAAACAAAACGUAACAAGUACCCAAGUUUCUUAUGAGCUUUCAUUGUUAAUCGCAAAGAAGGGGUCAGCUCACACCGUGGGAGAAGAACUUAUUAUUCCCGCAGCAAAAAUAAUAAGUAAUGUUUUGUUUGAUGAAAAAUGUACCAAAAAAAUUAAUGAAAUUCCGUUAUCGAAUACGACUGUGAAAAGAAGAAUUGAUGAAAUGUCAGAAAAUGUGAAAAUAGCUAUUAUUACUGUCUUAAAACAAAGUGAAUAUUUUUCGCUGCAACUGGAUGAAAGCACAGACGUUGCUGGCCAAGCUAAUUUAUUAGCUUUUGUUCGUUUUGAGUUGAAUGGUAAUAUUGAAGAAGAAAUGCUGUUUUGUCAGUCUUUGUCGACAAAAACAACUGGCGAAGAGAUUUUUAAAUCUGUUGAUAGCUUUAUAAAAGAAAACGAAGUAGAUUGGUCAAAGUGNCUAAAAUUGCACUGA